Molecule: messenger RNA, 5104 nt
Organism: Triplophysa dalaica
Lineage: Eukaryota; Metazoa; Chordata; Actinopteri; Cypriniformes; Nemacheilidae
Gene: hdlbpa
Product: high density lipoprotein binding protein a
Exons: 28
Coding region: 213-4034 (1273 amino acids)
Cellular component (GO): cytoplasm; nucleus
Molecular function (GO): mRNA binding
Source: RefSeq, a predicted model, not a curated record
UCUGAGCUAUAUAAAUCACAGGCAGCUCUUCCUAGCUUUCGCCAGUUGAGUUUCAAUAAGAGCUUCUGCACCACAUAGGGCAGACGGGAACACAAACACAAGCAAAAGCUGGCAGGCUGACACGAACGAGCAGCUUUACAGGACGGAUUAUCUGGUAACUGACCAUUUAGCUGUGGCACACUCUGACUCCGUGUAAACGUGGGAUUUCGACCAUGAGUUCAGUCGCUGUACUUACGCAAGAAAGCUUUAAUGAGCAUCGCAGUGGCCUUCUGCCAGAGCAGCUCAAAUCUCCUCUGGCAGGCCCUAGCAGUGCAGAAGAUGAGGACAGCCUUCCCACCUACAAGGAUGCCUUUCCCCCUUUGCCUGAGAAGGCUUCGUCACCAGAUGGGGUACCGGAGGCUGGAAACGCCUGGGCAUCAAAGCUCAGACCCCUUAAGUCCUCAAUAAUCACCCAGGUGUUCCAUGUUCCUCUGGAAGAGCGCAAGUACAAGGACAUGAACCAGUUUGGAGAAGGAGACCAGGCUAAAGUGUGUCUUGACAUCAUGCACAAGACGGGAGCCCACCUGGAACUCUCCAUGGCUAAGGAUCAAGGCCUCUCCAUAAUGGUGUCUGGGAAACAUGACGCAGUCAUGAAGGCCCGCAAAGAGAUUGUGUCACGACUGCAGACUCAGGCUUCAGCUACUGUGGCAAUCCCAAAAGAACAUCAUCGCUAUGUCAUUGGCAAGAGUGGGGAGAAGCUGCAGGAGCUAGAGCUGAAGACUGCCACAAAGAUCCAGAUCCCUAGACCAGAAGACCCCAGUAACCACAUCAAGAUCUCGGGAACCAAGGAAGGUUUGGAGAAGGCCAAGCAUGAGAUCCUGCUUAUCUCUGCUGAGCAGGAUAAGCGGGCAGUGGAGAGGGUAAACAUUGAAAAGGUGUACCACCCCUUCAUCACUGGAGCUUACAACAAGCUUGUGGGGGAGUUGAUGCAGGAAACCGGAGCCCGCAUUAAUGUUCCUCCACCCAGUGUGAACAAAACUGAGAUUGUCAUAACUGGGGAGAAAGAGCAGGUGGCCCUGGCCAUGGUCAAGAUCAGGAAAAUUUAUGAAGAGAAGAGGAAGAAUGCAACCACAAUUGCAGUUGAGGUAAAGAAAUCUCAGCACAAGUAUGUAAUUGGGCCUAAGGGUAACACCCUGCAAGAGAUCCUGGAAAGGACUGGAGUCUCGGUCGAGAUCCCACCCCUCGACAGUAGCUCGGAGACUGUAAUUCUGCGUGGGGAGCCAGACCGGCUAGGCCAGGCACUCACUGAAGUGUAUGCCAAGGCCAAUAGCUACAAUGUUUCCUCAGUCUCUGCGCCCUCUUGGCUUCAUCGCUUCAUUAUUGGCAAGAAAGGACAGAAUCUGGCAAAGAUCACACAGCAAAUGCCCAAGGUGCAUAUUGAGUUCACUGAGGGAGAGGACAAGAUCACGCUGGAAGGACCCACCAAAGAUGUACAGAUUGUACAGGGCCAGAUUGAAGCCAUUGUCACAGAUCUGGUUAGCCGAAUGGACUUCACAGAAAUUAUUGUGGACCCAAAGUUCCAUCGACACUUAAUUGGCAAAGGCGGCGCAAACAUUAACCGCAUUAAGGAGCAACACAAGGUGUCCGUCCGCAUUCCACCAGAUAAUGAGAAAAGUAACCUGAUCCGUAUUGAAGGAGACCCCCUGGGAGUGCAGGAGGCCAAAAAGGAGCUGCUGGAGCUAGCGUCACGCAUGGAGAAUGAGCGUACAAAGGACAUGAUUAUUGAACAGCGUUUUCAUCGAGCCAUCAUUGGACAGAAAGGGGAGAAAGUUAAAGAAAUUCGGGACAAGUUUCCGGAGGUUAUCAUCAACUUCCCUGACCCAGCGCAGAAAAGUGACAUUGUACAACUGCGUGGACCUCGUACUGAAGUGGAGAAAUGCACAAAGUUCAUGCAGAAAAUCGUGGCUGAAAUGGUUGAGAACAGCUAUUCAGUCUCGGUCCCAAUUUUCAAGCAAUUCCACAAAAACAUAAUUGGCAAAGGUGGAGCAAAUAUAAAGAAGAUCCGUGAAGAAACUAACACUAAAAUUGACCUGCCUGCGGAAAACAGCAACUCAGAAAUGAUUGUCAUCACUGGAAAGAAGGCAAACUGUGAGGCAGCAAAAAUUAGAAUCCUGGCCAUUCAGAAAGAACUGGCAAAUAUUACGGAGCUGGAGGUUUCCAUUCCCUCAAAAUUGCACAACUCCUUAAUUGGCUCCAAGGGGCGUUUUGUACGUUCCAUAAUGGAGGAGUGUGGUGGCGUGCACAUUCAUUUCCCCACAGAGGGCUCUGGCAUUGAUGCAGUGACGAUCAGAGGCCCAGCCGAGGAGGUUGAGAAAGCCAAGAAGCAGCUACUGUUUCUGGCGGAAGAGAAGCAAACUAAAAGCCACACAGUUGAGCUCUGUGCCAAACCUGAAUACCACAAGUUCCUUAUUGGAAAAGGAGGCGGAAAUAUCCGGAAGGUGCGGGACAGCACGGGCGCCAGAAUCAUCUUUCCUACCCCACAGGACAAGGAUCAGGAGCUGAUCACAGUCAUUGGUACAGAGGAAGCUGUGGCAGAAGCACAGAAGGUGUUGGAGGCACUCAUUAAAAGCUUGGAUAACGUUGUAGAGGAUGGUAUGACCGUUGAUCCAAAGCACCAUAGGUUCUUUGUGGCACGUCGAGGUCAAGUCUUGAGGGAGAUUGCUGAAGAGUAUGGUGGAGUUAUCGUCAGUUUCCCCCGGACUGCCUCGCAGAGCGAUAAGGUUUCUCUGAAGGGUGCCAAAGAUUGUGUGGAGGCUGCUAAAAAACGCAUGCUGGAGUUGAUUGAGGAUUUGGAUGCACAAGUGACCAUGGAGUGUGUGAUCCCUCAGAAGUUCCACCGCUCAAUAAUGGGGCCAAAGGGCUCACGCAUACAGCAGAUUACUAAAGACCACAAUGUUCAAAUCAAGUUUCCAGACAGGGAAGACAUGCAAGCUUCUUCAACUGAUGCUUCAGUUCAGGAGAAUGGAGAGGCCAACGGAGAGGUUAAAGAGCCGGUCGAUCCUUCUGCCCCAAGGAAAUGUGACAUCAUUGUGCUCUCUGGGCGUAAAGAGAGGUGUGAAGCUGCUGUUGAGGCUCUGAAGGCUUUGGUUCCUGUGACCAUUGAGGUAGAAGUGCCUUUCGAGCUUCAUCGCUACAUCAUUGGCCAGAAAGGAAGUGGAAUCCGCAAGAUGAUGGAUGAAUUUGAGGUUAAUAUUCAAGUGCCUGCUCCUGAGUUACAGUCUGACAUUAUCUCCGUUGCUGGCCUGGCCUCUCUCCUUGACCGUGCUAAAGAGGGUCUUCUUGAGCGUGUCAAAGAGCUACAGGCGGAGCAGGAGGAUCGGGCUCUCAGGAGCUUCAAGCUGACCAUCACUGUGGAUCCAAAGUAUCAUCCCAAAAUUAUUGGACGUAAGGGUGCCAUAAUUACCCAAAUCCGCAAUGAGCAUGAGGUCAACAUUCAGUUUCCAGAAAAAAAUGAUGAAAACCAGGAUCAGAUUACUAUAUCUGGUUAUGAGCAAAACGCAAUUGCAGCACGUGAUGCUAUUCAGGCUAUAGUGAAUGAACUGGAUGAAAUGAUCUCUGAGGACAUCACCCUGGACAGCAGGGUCCAUGCUCGCAUAAUAGGGGCACGUGGCAAGGGCAUUCGAAAGAUAAUGGAUGAAUUUAAGGUUGAUGUUCGGUUCCCUCAGAAUGGAGCUUCAGAUCCCAAUUUAGUGACUGUGACGGGUCGUCCAGAGAGGGUGGAUGAAGCCAUUGAUCACCUUCUUAACCUGGAGGAGGAAUAUAUUUCCGAUGUGGUUGAAAAUGAAGCCAAAAUGGCUUAUAUGAAGCCUUCUGGUAGUUCUGCUUCCAGUGUGGAAGAACCUCGUGGCCCAUCCAAAGGCUUUGUUGUGAGGGAGGCUCCUUGGACCACUGGUAAUGAAAAGGCUCCAGAUAUGAGCAGCUCUGAGGAAUUUCCCAGUUUUGGAACACCUGUGGCUGCUGCAAAAUCAUCUCCAUGGGGACCCAAACGUUUCUGAAAUGUCUGUCAAUGGUUGUUACAACUUCCUGGACCCCUUAAUAUUGUCUCUCAUUUGAACCAUUUGGAUGUGAAUUCUGACCCCUGAUGUAUCAUGUUUCCUUCCUUUAAAGUUGUUCUACAAAUUGGAAAGGAUUUGGAGAUGGUUUUUGUAACCCAUGUGAACACAAACAUGUGGUAAACACCUAACUGUUUAUAGUGGUGGCCUCUUUCUGGUCUGCUGCAGUUUUGCUGAAUUUGUAGGAAAUUAUUCAACCUUUUGAAUUUUAAGAGAAUGACAAAUUGGAAGGAAAACUAAAUUACUCUACAAUGCUUCUGGUCUGUAACAAUCCAGGUUUAAGUGAUAAUGUUUGUGUAAUGAAGUACAAAAACAUGGUUUCAUUACAAAUGUCAAUUCUUGGGUUUAUCAAGCUGCUCUUUUUCAUAGUUGCCUUUGCUAUGGGUUGGGGAAAAUAUACUGUAUACCUCUAAAAUAUGAUGCUUCUGAAUUCUAGUUAAAUUCAUUCAUAGUAAAGUGGUAACCAGCUGUACUUUGCCUCAUUCCCUAAGGUAGCCAUUUUGUUGCAGCCAUUUCAGUGGUCUCCCCCACUUUUCCUCUAAAGUUUACUCUUUGGAUCUGGGCAGGGAAUGUUAUUCCAUUCAGCCUAUUAGACCUUCAGACUUUCAGAGGGACUCUGAAGUAUUUUCAACCUGCCAUCCGCUUGGAAAUUCAAAAGUUUCCAAAGUCUCUAACAUUUACACAAAACAGCUUAUUUUCUUUUUAAUAUUCAAACCAUGUUUAUUAAAAAUGAAAAUACAACAUUUUGAAAGAAAAGCAGACGACAUUAAGAUGGAAAAUGCAGACAAUUUUGUGCCAACAAAUGAAGUAAUCUCAUGUAUUGCUUAUCCUUGCUAAUGGAUCAGUGUCCAGCCCCUUUUGUCUUCCAAUUGCUAUGCAGGUUGGCCUGAAACCAUAGCAACAACACUCUUAAUUAGCCUUAUAAGAGUUAUGCAAAAAUUACAAAGUAAACAAUUAUGGUUAACACUGGAAAAAUAAACUAUCCAAAAAGCUUAAUAAAAAUUGAAAAUUUA